Molecule: messenger RNA, 2987 nt
Organism: Drosophila subpulchrella
Lineage: Eukaryota; Metazoa; Arthropoda; Insecta; Diptera; Drosophilidae
Product: U2 snRNP-associated SURP motif-containing protein
Exons: 12
Coding region: 70-2934 (954 amino acids)
Biological process (GO): RNA processing
Cellular component (GO): nucleus
Molecular function (GO): RNA binding
Source: RefSeq, a predicted model, not a curated record
UACUGCGCGGGUGGUCACACUUAUUUGUAUUUGCAGAAAAUGUAAUGUGGAUAAUAUUGUCGGGGAAAAAUGAGUAAACCAGUGAGUAAAAUCAAGGAACCGGCUCCACCUGCCGCCAGCCUGAAGAGGAUUAGCGAAAAGAAAUUGGAGGCUUUUACCGUGGGCACCUUCUCCAAACGACAAUUGUCCAAGAAGGAGAUCGAGGAGCAGAAGAAAAAGGAGGAUGCGGCGGCAGCAGCACAUGCCUUCAAAGAGUUCGUGGAGACCUUCCAGGAUGCACCCACUCCCUCCUCCAAAGUCUGGGUCAAAGCCGGCACAUACGAUGCGGGCUCCCGGCGGGAGGACAAGUCGGAGAAGGGCAAGCUCUACAAGCCCGUCUCCAAGCUGCAGGACAAGACCACCGCCGACAAGGCCGAGGAGUAUGCCAAGACUCUGGCCUCGGAUCUGAAGAAGGAGUCGGGUCCCCUGAAGAAGAAAAACCAGGAGAAGAAAAAGAGCAACUUGGAGCUGUUCAAGGAGGAGUUAAGACAAAUCCAAGAGGAGCGCGAGGAACGCCACAAAUACAAGCACCUGGCCGUAUCCCAUGCUCCGCCAGCCCAGCAACCGGCUGCAGCGGCAGCUGCUCCAGUGCCCAGCAGCAGUGCAUCCACCACCUCCCAGGGCUCGAACAGCUCCAAAGAGGCUGGGUCCUUCGAUACCGGCGAUCCAAAUACCACCAAUCUUUACCUGGGCAACCUGAAUCCCAAGAUAUCCGAGCAGCAGCUCAUGGAAAUCUUUGGGCGCUACGGUCCCCUGGCCAGCAUCAAAAUCAUGUGGCCCCGCUCCGAGGAGGAAAAGCAAAGGGGACGCAACUGCGGCUUUGUGGCCUACAUGAGUCGCAAGGAUGCCGAGAGGGCUCUGAGGACACUAAAUGGGCGCUACAUCAUGGGCUACGAGAUGCGCUUAGGAUGGGGAAAGACUGUGCCUAUCAUGAACACGCCUAUCUUUGCCCCGCCAGCCCUGCUGGAGAUGACCCUUCCACCGCCUCCAUCGGGAUUGCCCUUUAACGCUCAACCGCCACCAAGUGAGGCUGAUGUAUUGCCCAAGAAGAACUACAAGGAAUUCGACCAGGAAGAAGACAAGGAAAACAUGGAGAGGAUACUGGCCAAAUGCGUCGUUAAAGUUCACAUCCCAACAGAGAAGGCCGUACUACAUAUCAUUCACCGGAUGAUCGAGUUUGUGAUACGCGAGGGUCCGAUGUUUGAGGCCCUGAUCAUGAUUCGGGAAAUGGAGAAUCCACUGUUUUCGUUCCUCUUCGAUAACGAAAGUCCUGCCCACAUAUACUACCGAUGGAAGCUGUUCUCCUUGCUGCAGGGCGACACGCCCAAUGAAUGGCGAGAGGAUGAGUUCCGAAUGUUCAAGGACGGACCGGUUUGGAAGCCUCCCAUUGCCAACUUCUACACGCAGGGCAUGCCAGAUGAGCUUGUUGUUGAUCCUGAUGCCCCUGUGGUGCACAAAGGAGCCUUGUCCAACGCGCAACGAGAUCGUCUUGAGGAUCUGAUCAGGCAACUAACUCCGGAACGUGCCCGCAUCGGGGAUGCCAUGAUCUUCUGCAUAGAGCAUGCUGAUGCUGCUGAUGAAAUUUGCGAAUGCAUCGCCGAGUCUCUAUCCAACUUAAAUACACUGGCUUCAAAGAAGAUUGCUCGACUUUAUCUGAUCUCAGAUGUACUCCACAACUGCACGGUUAAAGUGGCCAAUGCUUCAUUCUUUCGCAAAUCUGUUGAAAAGCAACUGUUGGAUAUAUUUGAAAACCUGCAUAAUUACUACCAAAACUUUGAGAGCCGAUUGAAAGCGGAGGGCUUUAAAUCCAGAGUCUGCAAUGUAAUUCGCACCUGGGAGGAAUGGACAAUAUAUCCCAAGGAGUUUAUGGCUCAGCUGACGGCCAAGUUCCUCGGAAAACAGUACAUCAUGCCGGUCAGUUCUUCACCUCAAGCCGAGGAAACGCGCUCUGAAGAGGCUCUGGACGAAGAUAUAGACGGUGCCCCGCUCUCGGGAGAGGAAAAGGACGAUGAAGAUCUUGACGGAGUGCCACUGGACGGAGCUGCUUUGCUCAAGAGCGCCUUGAUGCGAGCUAUACCCGAAGUUGAUGUUGCGACACCUAAGCGUGAAACGCCCAGAAGAGAUGAAUACCUCGAUGAAAUCGAUGGCAUACCUUUUGACGAGGACCUCGAUGGUAUACCACUGGAAAAGGAUGCCAAGCCUACGUCGAAAAUGCCCGGCUUUAUACCCUCAAAGUGGGAGACAGUUGACCCCCAGCAAGUAGAAGCGCAGGCGAUUACUACCAGCAAAUGGGACACCCUUGAUCCACCAGAUCCUCCUAAGUUCUUUAGCUCGGACGAUGAGAGCGAAGAUGACAACCCGCAGAAAUUCAGCGACGAGAAGAGACAGAAGUUAAGAGAAAUUGAACUGAAAGCCAUUCAGUAUCAGGACGAACUGGAGUCUGGUAAACGGCGCUUAGAGCCCGGUUGGACUGUGCCCGAGCAAGUGGAAUACUUCCGCAAGCGAUUGCUCAAACAGGACUCGAGAUCUGAAACCACGGUGGACUCUCCUCUGAGCUACAUGCACACCAAAUCAAAGGGCUCAAAGGUCAGUGAGAGUGCAGCCCAGUUCAGCAACAGUUCGCGCAAACGUUCGCACUCGCCGUACUCCGCUGGAGAAUCGAAACGCCGCGACUACUCGCCAGAAACCUCCCGCUCCUCAAAGUCAUCUAAGCGUAAUCGAUCGCGAAGUCCGUCCGGAUCUUCUCGCAGUUCCCGCUAUGAGAGCCCUGCCGCAGGUUCGUCGUCCCGAUCACGCAGUUCCCCAACCACCUUCUCCUCAAGAUCCUCGCGAAGGGAAGAGCCAUCUUCUCCAAGACACCGUAGCGACAAGCACAAGCACAAGCAUAGGCACUAGAAUUUGCACUUCGGACGAUUCGCAUUUAAUUAAACAUUGAUUCUACAUAAAAA